AUGCGCAACAUGUCUGACCAGUUUCCUGUGGAGGACUCGCCGAUGAACGCACAGCCGCAGAUGGCGAACGGCGAUGACCACCCGAAGAGGGCCUCGCCGAUGAAUCGAAAUAACACACACGCAUUCGAUGAGGAUACGCUGAAUGGGCGCCCAAACGAGCCAGAGAAUACGUCGAGGCCGAAGGCCCCAACCGCGACUGCCAAUGGGGAUUGCGCGAACUCCGCCCAUUCCGAAUAUGUGGCGGCGAAGGAGCGGCUGGAGGCGGCACGCGCAGCGCACAAGCAGCGCUUGCAUGAGAUCAAGGACGACAAGUCGCUAAAGAUAAAAUCCAUGCCGUCUCUGGAGGAGCUGCGUGACGAGCGCGUGCGUCUCUCGGAGCAGGUGCUCCAUCACAAGGACGAGCAGGACUCUCUUGCCCUCGACAUCGAAGGGCUGCAGGGCGCCGCGGAGGUGUACCAACUGGCGGCCCGUGUGCAGCGCCUGGAGCACUUUGCCCAGCGUGCGUCCACGUACGUCGAGGAGACGCUGCCGAAAGAGAUCGAGAGGACGCUGGAGGAGGACCGCCAGCAGUCCAAUCAGGAGCUCUGCGCCUACAUCCAGGAGCUUCAGACCAAGCGCGCGAACACGCUCAAGAGGGUUGUCGCCUCGCAGGAAAGCAUGGUCAAGAGGAAUCGGCACCAAAGCGAUGCCGCUGUGAGCGAGGAGGAGGACCCGAUGGAGGCCAAGGCGGCGGCGCACACGCAGGAAAAUAAGGACGAGUGCGUCGUGCUGCAUCAAAAGAUCCGCAGGUUCUGCUCUAUGAGGACGAAGCUGCAGAGCGACAUCCUGAAGGAGAAGGGUGCCAGCAAAAAGAUGGAGGAGAGGAUGUGCGCCUCCAUCCGCACCGCGGAACUGACCAACACCCGCGAUGCCCGCAUAUGUGGGGAGCUGAACAACCGCAACGCCGCCGCCACGACGAACUCGCAGCUGCUUAUGGACCAGCUCAACGUCGUUCACUACGGCAUAGGCAACGCGCCGUCGACGAAGCAGCUGCUGGAGGACCGCAAGGAGCGUGAGGCCUUGCUGGAACCCGUCGAGACGAAUCCGCUGGACUAUGGGCGCUUUGCAUUCAAUGGCUCCUUAGGCUCCCGGGGGUCGUACGCGAAUUCGCUGAGCUCACACCCACGCGCCAUGAGGCCACCGCUGGUGGCCUCGAAGCCGACGGCGUCGCAGCGCGCCCGCGAUGACGCCUCGCGCUCCUCACGCGAGGAGUUUGCGCAGAUGCUGCGCCGAAACAGCGAAGGUAACAGCUACCAACCAUCUCGCUCCCAGUCGUUGUCGAGGCCACCGCUGGUGGCCUCGAAGCCGACGGCGUCGCAGCAGAACCGUGAGGGCGCUCUUCGCGAGGAACGCGAGGAGGUUUUGGCGUCCCGUACUCCCGCGCGGAGCAACUCCAUCUUCUCGGAGGGGCGACCGGCAUCCCUUGCGGGCAGGUCUACCGCUUCGCAUUGUAACCGUGAUGGGCAGUAG
Messenger RNA from Leishmania mexicana MHOM/GT/2001/U1103, 1509 nucleotides. RefSeq lists its product as hypothetical. The record is from RefSeq and is a predicted model, not a curated record. Bases 1 to 1509 code for a protein of 502 amino acids. Lineage: Eukaryota; Euglenozoa; Kinetoplastea; Trypanosomatida; Trypanosomatidae. The transcript has a single exon.